Molecule: messenger RNA, 1687 nt
Organism: Belonocnema kinseyi
Lineage: Eukaryota; Metazoa; Arthropoda; Insecta; Hymenoptera; Cynipidae
Product: KICSTOR complex protein C12orf66 homolog
Exons: 9
Coding region: 167-1459 (430 amino acids)
Biological process (GO): cellular response to amino acid starvation; cellular response to glucose starvation; negative regulation of TORC1 signaling
Cellular component (GO): KICSTOR complex
Source: RefSeq, a predicted model, not a curated record
UGAAAGCUGCUGUUUAUAAAAAAAAAAUCUUAUAUCGCGGAGUGAUACAAGAAAAAGUCACAAAGAGUCAUAUAUGUGUGAAAAUAUUUUUAUUUUUGUUAAUCCCAAUGCAAGAAUCCUGGGAAGCAGUUUUGAAGCCAGUGAGUUUUUCCAAAUAUGAGGAAUUAUGGACCACGAAGAAGAGUUUCUCAAUUCAUUCUUUACCCAAGUGACCCAACUCUGUUUUGAGAAGGCUAAAGAAUCUGUCGAAAAGGAAAGAGAAUCAUGUCGUUUGGCACAAAUGGGCCCAUGGGGAAUGCUGCUAAUGCACCUUCCUCAAAUAGCAUUAGCGGAACGCUCUUACGUGGAUUUAGGUUUUCUGCGCACCAAGAACAAAGGCUUCCUUCGAAAGGACAACUCGUUAAAGACAAUGUACGAAUCACUAAAAGGCGACUUGAGGAGAGUCGAGGAAAUGACGAGGGGAACAAACGCAGUAGGAGCGACUGUUGCUGAAGUUUCCAGUGAAUUAUCCGAAUUCGUCACAGCGCGAAUACAAUUAAUGGAUUUCUAUGAAAAGAUGUACAACAUGAGUGCCACCAGCCGAUCAAUGAAUCAUCUUGAUUUGUUGCAAGAUAUUAAAGUUAUAGUUGACGCACAUUCCCUAUCCUGUUCACAUUUGGCAUUAACUGCAAUUAAAGCUGCCCUGACAUUGGAAUGCGAAAUACUAUUACAACUGAUUAAAGCUCACGUUGAAAUUCAAAACUGGAAGUUUCUUCCUUCGUUGAUGGCACUUUAUGGUGCUCAGGCUCGAAUGGCGGCUUGGGAGCGCACUUUGCAAAAUAAAGAGUCCUGGAAACUUGGUUUUGGAGCGACUUUCCUAAAAGCUAAUCAGCAACCGGUAUUGUAUCAGUGGUUGCUGAAACUGAGGAGUGCCGUCUUAUCGAAAUGUUCACUAUAUUUUCAUACAACUCUGAGUCAGCAGGCAAGUCCUGGGGAGAUGAGAAGCAUCAUGAGCAGGCAGAACGUUGACUACUAUCAUAAACUGCAGAGUUUUCAGAGAAAGUGCGACGUUUUGGCUGUUGUAAUUGUUUUCGAUUCGAGGGGUACUCAAGAUUCUGGGCCUGGUUAUAAACAUCCUAAGAGGGAACCGACUGGCGGAGAGGAUUUUUUGCAUGUUGUUAGUUGCCCUAGUAUGUUUCUACAGAAGCCAUUGGCUCAUUGGGAUAAUAUUCGGGAAGGUAUAGAAGACCAUUCUGCUGAUCUCAUUGCUAUGGAUAAAAUAAUAUACCUCAAAGGACACAAUCAAAAGGAAUCCUAUAUUUACGCCAUGUACAAUAUAGAUACAAGAAUGACUUUAGUCACGGUAUUCGAGAGUGGAAAGCAGAAAGAUAAAGGGCCUCACGUAACGACGUUUAUGACAGAAUUAUGUGUGCAGAUGAGGUGUAACAAAGUUUACGAGAGUCUAAAGCUUUUAAAAUGAUGGAAUAUUUUCCUUUUAAAACGUAAAUAUCAAAAAGAAUAUUUAUUCAAAAUUGUCGAGCCAGAAACAAAUUUUUGACAAUAAAAAGGAUAUGGAUCUUUAAAAAAUAUAAUUAACAUAAUUAUGUGCAUACAAGCGAUUGUACACGACAUUACACUUAAGCAAAUUAAUGUAGUUUGUCAAGUGAAAUUACCUUUCAUGUAAUAAAUUCCUACUUUUGUGUACAAA